AUGAGGGCAUUGAGGUCUGCACUACCGGUACUUUCUGUGGUGGUGUUGUGUCUUCUGUGUGAGGUUUCGUGGGCACAGGCGGAGGGCAAAGCGGUAAAACUGUGCGGCCGUGAGUUUAUCCGUGCUGUGGUCUACACCUGUGGGGGUUCAAGAUGGAGGAGGCUCCUUAACCAACAAGAAAUUGAGGGAUUGUCAGUUGGGGAGCAGAGCAGUGCUGAAGUACCCGAUGAUAGCUUUAGCUCAGAGCUGACCGGACGUGACCUAAACCACAUGCUGACCAGACGCGACCUGAACCAUAUGCUGACCAAUGUCUGCUGCCAGGUGGGAUGUCGCAAGAGCGACCUCACCUUUCUCUGCUGA
This is a messenger RNA of Chanos chanos (milkfish), 360 nucleotides long. RefSeq names its product insulin-like 5a (gene insl5a). Lineage: Eukaryota; Metazoa; Chordata; Actinopteri; Gonorynchiformes; Chanidae. Gene Ontology annotation, cellular component: extracellular region. Bases 1 to 360 code for a protein of 119 amino acids. Gene Ontology annotation, molecular function: G protein-coupled receptor binding; hormone activity. The record is from RefSeq and is a predicted model, not a curated record. The transcript has 2 exons.